Molecule: messenger RNA, 2200 nt
Organism: Protopterus annectens (West African lungfish)
Lineage: Eukaryota; Metazoa; Chordata; Ceratodontiformes; Protopteridae
Product: calcium/calmodulin-dependent protein kinase II inhibitor 1-like
Exons: 2
Coding region: 699-935 (78 amino acids)
Biological process (GO): negative regulation of protein kinase activity
Molecular function (GO): calcium-dependent protein kinase inhibitor activity; protein kinase binding
Source: RefSeq, a predicted model, not a curated record
GUGAACAUGAAAUGUAAAUAGACAUGGUACGUGUACCAGGUGUUUGUAAAGUAACCGGGGUGCAAGAUACCUGUAAAUACGGCAACUGCAAAAGACGAUCGAUAGUAAAGCGUACUGAGGUUAGGAGGUUAACGUUAGAUCAAAGGAAUGCCCUCUCUAGAGAAGGGGAAAUGCAACUGUGCUUGUGAUGUGCAACGGGGCAACCCCCUAUCAAGUGCAGAAGAAAUUCAGCCAUAACACACAGACUCGUGUGCGUGAGUCGAGCAGGCAGACCUCAGCCUCAGUGACGUGGAGUCAGCCUUCCAUCCGUCUCACAUUCUAUCUCGCCUUGUGCUGGGGUGUCUCGCGCUCAGUCCCUGUCCUUGCAGGGAGCUGUCCAGCACUGUAAGGAGCUGUCCAGCUCUACAUCCUGCAACCGUUUACGAACAGCAAACAAAAAGAGGGGCGAACCACAGCAUAGAUUCACCAGUCGCCUGCAAAAUAGCACUUAAUUAUAUAACUACUCAACAAAGGGGAAGGGAGCGGAUUUAUUUCAAGUGGUCCGGUCGAGCAGUCUGUAGAAGAGAACACCAGCUAGCCAGAUUUCAUUAUUUCAGCAGGCUGCAGGGGUUCCAAGCUAUUCCUUCACUCUUUUUAGUGCAUUGCAGUUUUCUUUUCUGUUCGUUUCUGCUCAAGGAAAAUCAAGCCCGGAUAGCACCAUGUCGGAAGUGAUGCCUUACGAGGACAAGCUUGCCCACUACGGUGAUGGUGGAGACGUGGGACAGAUUUCGUUCACCUGCCGCCUUCAGGACACCAAUAAUUUUUUUGCUGCAGGGCAAAAUAAGCGCCCCCCCAAACUGGGGCAGAUCGGCAGAAGCAAGAGGGUUGUCAUUGAAGAUGAGAGAAUUGAUGAUGUCCUUAAAAACAUUUCUGAAAAAGCACCUUCUGGUGUCUAAAGAAGCCCAAAGAUGUAUGCAAAAGGAUAAUUAUUCAACCACAGCAACAUUUCAUUUUGGCAAAAACAAAAAGCACUUUUCAAUUCUUCAUGAUGAAAGCCUUGGAAUGACUAAGCUUUCCACAAUUUCUAUUCUGUUUCAGGCUCAGAGACAGUAGAAGUGAAGGGGACAAUGAGAAAGACUGCUCAUUUUUUAAGACUUCUGCACAAAAACAACAUUUAGCUCAGCAGUAUCUGUACUGUCUACAUAUUUUUUCUGUACACGUAAUUCAGUAUGAAUUUCCUAGUCUGAAACAUUGCUGAAUAAUGCAAACAGGUGUUGGAUUUCCACUGCAGCAUUCCCCUGCUGUAUUUGCUAAUUCAGAAUGAAUACUGUUUACACUCUUAUGUCUGCAACAUAUGCUUGUGCAAUUUGUACCUAGAACUAUCCUCCAUUUACACAUUAUUCUCUCUGAAUGUAAAACUUUUUUUUAAAAGUACUUUUUGCAGUAUUGAUAGAAUGUAUGAAACUUUUAUAUGGCUAUGACACAAACGGGAGUUAUUAUUCUGAUAUGCUUAAAAUUUGUGUAUCCUUUUUAUUUUUGUUUUGCCAGAUAAUGCUUGCCUAAUAAUUAUAUAUGUACACACAUUUUGUGUGUCUAUAUAUACGUGUGAGUGUGUGAGAGUGUGUGUGUGUAUUUCUCUCUUUCAUUAUAAAUAUUGAAAGAUCACUGUACAUUCUCUGCUUUAUCAUUCAUAUUAGAAUUUUCAGUGCAUAUAGAGGGAGAAUUGCAUUGACAUUGUGGAUUUUUAAAAUAUCUGCUUCAUUAGAUGGGAAAAGCUUAAGACUUUUACUCUUCAUGCUAAUGGUACUUUUUGCCAAUCAGCAGUGCACAACAGUAGCUUAAUGUUGUGUUGUCAGGGUUCUGUAAUUUUUCCCAUUCUUCAGAGAGCGUGUGAAAUAUUGCAGUUGUUGUGCCAAAUAAUUUAGAGAUGCCAAAAGGCAAUCCUUUUUGCUUCUUUAUUCCCCACAUUGAGCUAGUCUUGGGCUGCCAUUGUUUCUGUACUAGGCUUCUUUCAAAGGUUAAUGGCUGCUUUUAUUUGCAUGCUAUUUAAAAAUAUAUAUUUAGCGAGGAUGCUUGCAUAUUAAACAGCUUAAUGGCAACUUUUUGAAUGGCAGAACUCAAGGAUUUUUUUCUUAAUUCAAUGUUGUUAAUGUUGCACCUUUCUCACUUAACAGGGCUAUUUCUGCAAUGCUGAAAUAAAUUAUGUGAAAUAUCUGCUUCA